Molecule: messenger RNA, 2167 nt
Organism: Xiphias gladius (swordfish)
Lineage: Eukaryota; Metazoa; Chordata; Actinopteri; Istiophoriformes; Xiphiidae
Product: caspase-6-like
Exons: 7
Coding region: 263-1018 (251 amino acids)
Biological process (GO): apoptotic process; proteolysis
Cellular component (GO): cytoplasm
Source: RefSeq, a predicted model, not a curated record
ACGUUAGUGCCUUCACCGUAGGUCGUCUUUCUCUCAAGUCAGUCACGGAGUUAGUGAAACAUGCGGGGCAGGUCUUUAAAGCCCCUAGACCACUUGUCAGUGUCAGGACGCUGACUCGGUCGCCCUUUGUCUCACCUCUCCAGGAAGUGUUGCCACGGACGGCAAAACGGCAACAGCCAGGGCGGCAUGCACCGAGAACCUAACAGAGACCGAUGCCUUCAUCAGACGCUCCCUAGCUUUGGAUCCUGCGGAGGAGUACAAGAUGAACAACAAACGACGAGGCCUUGCGCUCAUCUUUAACCAGGAGCGCUUCUUCUGGCGCCUGGGGUUGACCGAUAGAUACGGAACCAACGCUGACCGCUACAACUUGGAGAAAAGACUGAACGAGCUGGACUUUGAAGUGAAGAGUUAUGAUAACUACAAAGAGGUUGAAGUCAUGGAAAUAAUCAAUGAAGCUGCCGGAGCCAAUCAUUCAGAUGCAGACUGCUUUUUGCUCGUGUUCCUGAGCCAUGGCAUAGAUGACCAGGUUUACACCUACGAUGGCAAGAUCAGCAUCCCGGAUAUCACGUCCAUGUUCAAAGGAGACAAGUGCAGAAGCCUUGUAGGAAAGCCAAAGAUCUUUAUAUUGCAGGCAUGCCGCGGAGACAAGCACGAUGACCCAGUGAGAGCCUACGAUGCCGUGGACAGUGAGUUAAGGACGAACGAGGUGGUGGUGGACGCCAGCCCUGUAUGCACCCUCCCUGCUGGAGCCGAUUUCAUCAUGUGCUACUCUGUGGCUGAAGGCUACUAUUCCCACCGGGAGACCAUCAAUGGAUCCUGGUAUAUUCAGGAUCUGUGUGAGCUGCUUCAAAAGUACGGGGAUUCCCUUGAAUUCACAGAGUUACUCACACUGGUCAACAGAAAAGUGUCAAUGAGGAGCGUUGGGAACUGUAGUGACCGGAGUGCCAUUGGGAAGAAGCAGAUACCUUGCUUUGCUUCAAUGCUCACCAAGAAACUCUACUUCCGACCAAAAAAGUAACAGUUUCCGAUUUCAGUCAUUAAAUGAGCUGGUUUUUUUAUUAAUGCCAGGGAAACAGGGACAGUGAAGGGAGAUUUAAAAAAAAAAAAAAAAAAAAGCUGUUUGUCCUCUAUUCUUCUACUCUUUUGCUAAUAAAUACUAUUAUUGACAUAUGCACUAAAUAAUCAGCUAAGUGACAGGUUUAAUAUUUCCAAUAAAAUCAGCGGUUAUAAAAUAACAGGAACAACGUGUGUUCACAUGAACGGAAGAAAUAUCAAUAUUCGUAAAGUUUCUUCUUCAGAAACCAGAUUGCUUGGCUGGGUAAAACCUUGAACUGGCUUAUAAAUGAGUUUUUAAAAGUUUGCAUCUGCAUAACAGAGAAUCAAAGACAGUGAAAGCAUCUGUGGCAGCAGUAAGGUAGAGAGUAGAGGAGAAAUGUGAUUACUGACCAGCUGUGAGCAAACAUGUUCCAGCACCCGCUUUAUAGGUUUAACCCGUCUUCAGCUGUUCUCUCGUGUAGAUGUAAACGAUUUUAGAUUAGGUUAUAAUGCAAUCCAGUGUUUUGCAUAUUGGUGAUAGAAAUGUGUGGACUCAAAUCAAGGGGAAUUUUGGAGACCAUAAUUCAUGGUCUACUUGUAUUGGGUUGCAUUAUGUUGUAAGUUGUUGAUGUUAUUUUAGCCAACCACUGUAGCUCAAUACACAUUUUGCACUUUCAAGAAAUGUAAUCCACUUUUAACUAUUGUGGUACCACGGAAAUGUCUUAUUCUCUAGCUGACUCUUCUUUCUUGACAAGCCAAGACAACAGUAGACUUUGACAUUACUGGUGUCCUUGCUCAGGCAAGCCUUCCUUCAAACUAAGGAGUGUCUCUGGGGAAGCUGGAAAUGCCAGUUGAGUUUGUUUUUUUUGUUGUUUUUUUUUUUAGCUGUAAAGUCAGUGACAGGUCUGUCAAAUAUUUUCAAACUUGCUGUAUCAUGCGAGGCGGGCGAUAUAAUAGCCUGACGAGCAGGUUACAAUACUUCUAAUGAUUUUGUUCACAUGUAUGUCUCUAUAAGCACUAAUGACCAAGUAAAAUCUCUGUCAUAACAGAUUAUUCAGGCACAACGUAAACAUGCAGUUUGUUCAAGCUCGCUCCAUCAAAAAGGGAAUUCAUGUUUGUACUGUUUUUUGUG